CUCUUGCGGGUUCUCUCUCCUAUCGCCUUCUCUCUCUCUCUCUCUCUCUCUCUCUCUCUCUCUCUCUCCAUUUCAUCUCCUCUCCAUUUCUCCACCUUCUCUCUCCCAUUUUCUGCUUCUCAACAACAAUUUUAAAAAAAAUCAUUAACAGGGGAAAAACAAUACCCCUCCUUGGUCUAACCCUCCACCUCUCCUUUCUCCAUCGAUCUCUCCUAAUCGGGAGAGAAGAGAGUUCUUAUAUCAUAUCUCAAUUAUGAUAUAAUUCGUAUGAUUCUCUUUAAAAACCCAUAAAAAGAACACUAAGUAACACCAAAGUAGAUACGAUAAACGUAACAAUUUCGGUGCGUUGUCGUGGUUUGAUUUAUUGGUUCAAUAUUUGUUUUCUUGGUAAAAACCACCCACCCAUACAAUUAUCACAAAGCCAACAUUUCAUUCAGAAAACAAGGAAAACCAUAAGGAGUAAAGAUGGUGGCUAGCAGCGGAAGCGGAUCGAGGGAGGAGGGUGGUGGGUCGAGAAAGGGGGUGAAGAAAGGGCCGUGGACGACCACGGAGGACGCGAUGUUGGUGGAGUACGUGAGGAAGAACGGGGAAGGGAAUUGGAAUGCGGUCCAGAGGAACUGCGGGCUGUUGAGGUGCGGGAAGAGUUGUAGGCUGAGAUGGGCUAAUCAUCUGAGGCCUAAUUUGAAGAAGGGUUCGUUUUCUGCCGAAGAAGAGAGGCUCAUUAUUGAGCUCCACGCCCAGCUUGGUAACAAAUGGGCUCGCAUGGCCUCUCAGCUUCCCGGUAGAACAGACAACGAGAUAAAGAAUUACUGGAACACCCGAGUCAAGAGACACCAACGUGCCGGUUUGCCCAUAUACCCCGACGAUAUUCAACAACAACAACAAUACGAUCGGUAUCCUCAACUACACCAACAUAAAAAUUACCACAAAUCGAAAUUCAAUCCCUCUCACCCCCUCCUUGAUCCAAUCACAAAUUUCCCCACAAUCCCGAACCCGUCGCAACCACCCUGUCCUAGUUCCUCGUUCCUCUCCAAUCCCAGCCAACAAUUCGCGUUUUUUCGCAACAUAGAAAGAAGUGGUCGAAACUUUUCUUUGCCACAAUCAUCUUCGUUCUCUCCCUCAACCUUGUUCAAUCAGAGCUUGAUCAAGACAGAAUUUUUGCCACCGUACCAAAACCCGGUAUUCCAAUUCAGGCCCGAUGAUUUUGAGAUCAACCCGUUUGCGAUUUACCCGCCCUGUAACGAAACAGAGCUCCCUUCAAUCCAAUCUCCGGCGGUGGCAAUGCCCACACCGGCUACUUCCGGGACUACUUGCGGCGGUGAUUACACUGUGAUAGGGACAACAGGCGACGCACCUGAUCAGGCAGCGGCCAAUAGUGGCCUGCUGGAUGCUCUUUUGGAGGAGUCUAACGCUUUGGUGCAAUCAGAAAAUUUGAGGAAUGAAGUUUCAUUUGGGGCACAUAGUAGUUUCCAGCCGGAUGGGUUGACGGAGGAGGAUGCUGGCAAUUUCUUCAACGAUUCGAGCUCUGCAAACUCAUCUGUUGGGAUGAAGGAAACGGAACCAAUAUUAAUAGAAGAGAUGGAUCACAGUGAGGAUGAUUUUUCCAGCCUGUUCAACAGCUUCCCAUUGACUGAUCCAGUUCCUCCUUGGUAUGAUGCAAGUGCAGACAGUUCGAAUGGAAAACCAUCAAAUAUGAAGGAAUAUGGAGAUUCUGCAAUGGACAACUCACCCGACGGUUCACACACGCCUGGCAAAACUGCCCCGGCAACAGCAAGCCCUGAUUGGAGUCUGGGUUCGGGCUGUUGGAACAACAUGCCCGGGAUAUGCUAAAGGACUCGGUGAAGAAUUAUUCGAUCAAAAUAGAUCAAGUAUAGGGAAACUUGUACUUCCCUAGCUAUCUCCGGGUGGCUUUCAAUUCUGUCGUUGUAACGAUCAUUGAAUUAGAGUUCUGAUAAUAAAAUCGGAACAUGUAUUAGUUCUACCAUUCAACGAGUACUGCCGUUUUGUUGGUUAGACAAUGUGCGAAGUUCGUGUUGUGUUUUUUU
Messenger RNA from Rhododendron vialii, 2045 nucleotides. Its product is annotated as transcription factor MYB101-like. Bases 466 to 1830 code for a protein of 454 amino acids. NCBI's taxonomy places the organism in Eukaryota, Viridiplantae, Streptophyta, Magnoliopsida, Ericales, Ericaceae. The record is from RefSeq and is a predicted model, not a curated record. The transcript is spliced from 3 exons.